CCAGUGCAGAAGUGAAAACUAGUGAAAACUGAAAACGUAAGCGACCCGUAAACAAAACAGUAACGCCACUACAUAUGCGCGUUAGAUUUAGGACUUAUCAAGACGCAUUAUUUCGGGGAAUACCCUUGAAGACUUGAAGACAAAAACAGCAAAACUAUAUUGUCUCUUAUUUUAUCUGAUUAGUACAGAUAAGAAUAAUACGAAUACGAUAGUGUCUUAUAUACUUACGUAGGAAGGAUCUAAAAUCCGUAUUAAAGUCUGCGAAAUAUAAUUACUUCCAAAUAUUAUAACGUGCUGUAAUGGAUGAGUAUAAGGCCUGGAUUAAAGCAUUAGAGCUGGAUAUUGAAUGUCCAAUAUGUUUGGAUAUACCACAAACAAGCGCAUUGUUGUGCAUAAAUGGACAUCAUGUGUGUCAGUCGUGUCAUAAAGCAAAAAAGUUAGAAAUAUGCCCAACGUGCUUUCAAGACUUCACGGAAGCAAAAAAUUUAUUCUUAGACAAGUUCAUUGGAUCCUUGGAAAUAUUACAGGAAUCGAUCGAAAAGAUAGUCGAGAAGGAGAGGCAGAACGUGCAUAAAAUAUGCCACGAGUAUAUGGAACAGCACAAAAAAGAAAUACUGCAGAAAGCAGUUAGAAGUGUAUGUACACAAACUGAUUUCAAAGAAACACCUACAUAUAGACAAAACAACCAGCCGUCUAAUAACAAAAAAUUGAAAAUUCUUUAUCCGUGCAAUAUUGGAAAAUGCGAACGCAGAUACGAUUAUACUUCUCUAAUAAUUCAUGUAAAAAGAGAACAUAAUAAUAUAUUCAGCGAGACCGCGAUAAACGCCGGGGAAACGUUCUUUAAAAAGUUUGAAUUACCAAAGGAAGAAUUACCAAAAAUAUAUGAUUUUGCCUUUCACAUAAGUAAUAUGGGUUUAUUUUUUUUUAAUAUCACAAUUCAUACCAGCGGAGAGCUGAAAGCAGUUGUGAUAUUAGUAAAUCAGAGUAUACCUAAAAUAUUUUCCUGCGAGUUUGGAGUGUCAUGUCGGAAUGUCUUGCUAAAAAAUCAGGGGAUAGUAAAAUCAUGCGAUCCUAAUAUCAGAAUGAUUUCUAAUCAUGAGUUUCAUUUAAACAAGGACAAGAUGUUUCAUGUCAAAAGAAAUAAGACGUUGGACUGUACAUUGAAGAUAACAGAAAUUCGCCGAAAUCCACCAUCUAACAACCCCAUUCCAAGCCUAUUUUAAUCAUUGAUUUUUUCUUUUUCAGUUUAUUUGAAUUAAUACGUAAUUAAGUUAAUAACCCGACAGUAAGUGUAACACAUGAAUAUUUCUUGACAGCAUUCUGUGUUAUAUUUAUUUAAUAGAAAUGACGGGUAUAAAAUUGAUAAAAUUACCAAAGUAUUAUGUAGUUUUCAUUGAAGUUUAACUUGUGUAUUUUAAAAUAAAAUUUGGAAAUAAUUUGUAGUUUGUCUGGAGAAAUUUGCAUUAUGCGAAUAUUUUACUUCACGCUUGUUUCGUAUAUUUUCUUAUGUAUUCAAAAGUAGAUUUUGCUUUAAGGUGGUGGACAGUAAGGAAAGUGUAAAUACAUAUUUUUCGUACAUCAA
Messenger RNA from Ceratina calcarata, 1582 nucleotides. RefSeq lists its product as uncharacterized. Lineage: Eukaryota; Metazoa; Arthropoda; Insecta; Hymenoptera; Apidae. The record is from RefSeq and is a predicted model, not a curated record. Bases 300 to 1223 code for a protein of 307 amino acids. The transcript has 5 exons.